AUGGCAGAUAAUCCACCGAUCGAUAUUACUCGUUCAAGAGAGCAUGACCGAGAUGCAGCCGCUGAGGACCCUCUAUACAAACGGGACCAUGGACAGGUCCUGGGUGGUUCUACAUCAGUCGCAGAACGGGACCACAGAAAUUCCCACGAUGUACCUGAUGGGGGUUACGGAUGGGUCUGUGUUGCUUGUGUAUUCUGGAUCAAUGCGCACACUUGGGGCAUCAACAGUAGUUACGGGGUCUUCCUUUCUUAUUAUCUCUCCCACGAUGUCUUCCCCAACACCAGUGCAUUGUCGUACGCCUUCACUGGUGGUCUGAGCAUCUCCUGCGCGCUCCUCGUUGCACCGCUGGCCACACAUCUAAUCCAUCUCUUCGGAACUCGGUUCGUCCUCAACCUAGGCGUCUUCUUCGAAACCCUGUCCCUGAUCGGAUCCUCCUUUGCCACGCAGAAAUGGCAUAUCUUUCUCAGCCAGGGAGUCUGUUUCGGCUGGGGAAUGGGUUUCCUGUUCGUUGGCAGCGUGGGGAUCACUCCGCAGUGGUUCCAACGGCGAAGAAGUCUUGCAAUGGGCAUCAACGCCGCCGGCUCCGGACUGGGGGGUCUCAUCUGGUCUCUUGCAGUCGGCGCUAUGAUCCCCCGGAUUGGUCUAGGUUGGACAUUCCGGGUCCUCGGUAUCGUCGCCUGCGUAGUCAACCUGGUCAGCGCAAACCUCCUCCGAGACCGCAACAAAGCCGUCGGCAGCCGCUUCAAGGCCUUCCACCUGCCUCUGCUGAAACGGGCUGAAUUCCUCCUCUUCCUCGGUUGGGGAAUCCUAGCCAUGCUCGGCUACGUCGCGCUCCUCUUCAGCGUCGCCAAUUUCGCCCUCUCCGUCGGCCUCUCUCCGCACCAAGGCAGCAUCGUCAGCGCUUUGCUCAACCUCGGCCAAGGCUUCGGGCGGCCCUUCGUAGGCAUGUUCAGCGACAGGUUCGGCCGCAUCAACAUCGCCACGUUUCUCUCCUUCCUCUGCGGCCUCUUCUGCCUCGUCAUCUGGAUCUUCGCCCGCAGCAUGGGUCUCGUCUCUUUCUUCGCCGUCCUCGUGGGCACCGUUUCCGGUACCUACUGGGCUACCUGUACCCCUGUAGCUGCCGAGAUUCUCGGUCUCCGUGACCUCCCCAGCGGCCUUAGCAUCACCUGGCUGAUGCUCGUGCCUCCGACGACGGUCUCGGAGGCGAUCGCCCUAUUGCUGCGCGAUAACAAGUCCGCAGAUUCCAAGUAUCUGAAGGUGCAGAUCUUCACAGGCUUCAUGUAUAUCGGCAGUGCGCUGUGUCUUUGGCUUGUCCGGGGCUGGAAAGUAGGCGACCUGGCUCGUGCCAAGGAAGAAGCUGUCGCUGCGGUGGACACCCGACAAGCGGGUGACUGUGCAGCUGGGAGUGCGCCGUCUGCUGGUGUAGCCGAGGACGCUGAAACCGAGAAACAGGGUCAAACGGUCGACCCUGCGUUCUCCAUGCACACGGCGUCGAAUCGGAACCCCUGGACGCCUGCGACACUGUUACGCGGCAUGGUGGCUUUGAAGCGGGUAUGA
Molecule: messenger RNA, 1557 nt
Organism: Aspergillus fumigatus Af293
Lineage: Eukaryota; Fungi; Ascomycota; Eurotiomycetes; Eurotiales; Aspergillaceae
Product: putative MFS transporter (Mch2)
Biological process (GO): transmembrane transport
Molecular function (GO): transmembrane transporter activity
Source: RefSeq, a predicted model, not a curated record